UGUUGUUUCAAUUGAAUGCUGUUCAUGGCCGCAAGGUGUUUGUGAAAAUGUCUCAGUGAACAUAUGUUUGUAAUGGUUGGGGAUUUGAAGGAAAAGUGGGUAGCAGCCAUCAUGAUCGGAGGUGCUCGUGUUCGGCUGAACCGGUGGCAGCAUGCGGCUGUGGUAGUUGGGUCGGCGGUGGGGGCAUUGUUGGACCCAAGAAGAGCUGACCUGAUAGCAGCUUUGGGGGAGACAACUGGGAAGCCGGCAUUCGAAAGAGUUGUUCAGAGAAUGAAGAGUAGCCCUGAAGGCAGAGCCAUACUGUCGGAGCAACCCCGUGUAAUAUCUGCAAAUGUGGGUCAUGCAUGGGAUCUUCCGCCGAAUACAUUUGGUGCUGCCUAUGCGAAGUUCAUGGGAUCUAGGAACUUCUCUCCAGAUAAUCCACCACCAGUGCGUUUCAUGGAAAUAGAUGAACUUGCAUAUGUAGCCAUGAGGGCUCGUGAGGUGCACGACUUCUGGCACACCCUCUUUAACCUUCCAACAAACUUGAUGGGUGAGUCAGCACUUAAAGUAAUAGAGUUUCAGCAAAUGUACCUUCCCAUGUGCUUGAUGUCCGUUAUAGGGGGCUCUGUGAGGUUCAAUGAGAAGCAAAGAAAAUUGUUCUUCCAGCACUACUUUCCUUGGGCCAUUAGAGUUGGUAUGCUGUCAACCGAUCUCAUGUGUAUUUAUUAUGAGAAACACUUUCAUGAGGAUUUGGAGGAUGUUCGGAGAAAUUAGGGUAUAACUCCUGC
Molecule: messenger RNA, 770 nt
Organism: Rosa chinensis
Lineage: Eukaryota; Viridiplantae; Streptophyta; Magnoliopsida; Rosales; Rosaceae
Product: ubiquinone biosynthesis protein COQ4 homolog, mitochondrial
Exons: 2
Coding region: 64-756 (230 amino acids)
Biological process (GO): ubiquinone biosynthetic process
Cellular component (GO): mitochondrial inner membrane
Source: RefSeq, a predicted model, not a curated record